AUGAGCUGUGCUUAUACCGCCAUUCACGAUUGUUUCUAUGGCGUCCUCCGCAGAAAAGACAUCAAACAGCGGGCCGCUCGAGACUCGGUAUCAAGACCGACAACCUACUCUGGAGACAUCGAUGUCACGCUUGCAGAGUGGCAGGAGGAUCUGGAAGCAUAUCUACCCGAUCUCAGAGACAAUACGACGAAAGACAAGUUGCAUCUCUGCAUUGCGACAGUGGCUUGGAUCCUCGUGGUUGCUGUGAACAGAGAGCUGGUUUUCGGGUCCCCAUACACUGAACAAAUCGAGGCUGCUACAAUCUGUUGGGAGAAAAUGCCUGGUGAGUGCACGCGGCAGAAUGCUAGCAGGGCAGGCAAAGAACCAAACCAUGCUGUAGAGCCUCAGAAUUCCGAAACACGAAGAAAAGUCACACAGUGGCUCUCGCUCACCAGAGAGAUUCUCACCGACAAGGAUCGAGAAUCCAUGGACAGUGCAAGAGGAUACAUACUGGAAGACGUCUUGGAUAGGGCCCAGGAAUUCCUGGAAGCGUUGACCGAUUUCAUAAUCAGUGAUGAAAUACGCGAGGAGCUCUCGGAAGCUCUAGCACCAUUCCUGGGGACCAUGUGCAUGCUCCCAUAUCAGAGAUGGCAGUACAGUUUCGAGAUGGUUUGUGCAGUUAAUGAAGAAUUUUAUACUUCCUUCGACCCCAUGGAGAUGGAAGGUAUGUACACCGAGAAGACAGGAUGGAUCAAAGCAUCUCUGUUUCCACAACUUUGCCGACUAGAGGGAUCUGGCCGAGAUGAGGAUUUCACGCGUACUGUCAUCUGCAAAGCCAGAGUCGCAGUCCAAGCUGGCCUACGAGGCACAGCAGAUGGCUCCAGAAAAGACACAAAGAUGUCGGAGGACAUUCAUGAAGGAGCCAAGACUGACAUGGAGAAAUCUGGAGAAGAAGUCACAGGUAAGAGCUUGAGUAUCAUCGAACCAGACAAGAGCUUGGAGAUCGUGGAACCACAAAAGAGCCAGAGUCAAGACCAGGACGACGUAAUGGCAAAGGACGUUGGUGAGCCCAUGGACGAGGAUUCACUGAUAGAUGCGCUCAGAGCAGGAAAUGUGAUCUACAUUGAUGGCUCCAUGACACCCGAGGGAGGAGCCUCGGAGAGUGUCAUCCCAGAUUCUUAUGAUCGAGCCGAGGAAGAGACAUUGGAGAGCACAGAAGUCGAUGAUCGAUUUUAUCUCAAACAACACUCUCGCGAACCUACCACGAAGCAACUGCAGAGCGAUCAACCCAACUUCUCCAUCGAGCAGCCGCAUCGCUUCACGACAGCAUGUGUAUCAUCACCAGCAAAGAAGAACGAGUCGGUCGUUCGUGGGACGAGCCAGCGAGACAUGUAUCCAACUACCAUGCAGGACCAGCUCGACGAACAUCUCCACUUCCAAGAAACCGACGACCAUAUUCGUACAGCGGAUAUGGCAACGAGAAUCGUUCCAGCGACACCUCAGUACGCUACGUCUAUCGCUCGAGUCAACCAUCAGUCAGCCACCCUCGCCGUGAUAUUAGAGUGGUCGAGAGAUGAUGUCCACCACUGGCUACCACACAAAUCACGAACAAUGUCCGAGACGCCG
Messenger RNA from Aureobasidium uvarum, 1605 nucleotides. The record is from the annotation of a GenBank genome assembly. NCBI's taxonomy places the organism in Eukaryota, Fungi, Ascomycota, Dothideomycetes, Dothideales, Saccotheciaceae.